AUGGCGGUGGUGGGCGGCGCGAUGGUGCGCGCGGGGCGCGUGGUGUUCGAGGGGUCCGUCAUGCUGGGCUCGCUCGCCGCGCUCUUCGCCACCGGCUGGUGGUUCCUCGUCGCGCGCCUCUACAAGGACUACGAGGAGCAGUACCUGGCAGUGGAGGUGCUCUUCGCGGCUGUCUUCGCGCUCUCCUGCAAUCUGCUGCAGCUCGUGCUUUUUGAGAUCCUGCCCGUGCUCGGCACCAGUCGCCUCCUGCUCGCCCAACGGCACGGCAGGCAUGAGGAGGGGCGUGGUGCGCUCACCCACCUCCCAUCUGCCCUACAUUGCCGCUCUGCUCUCUCAUCCAUCUCUCCCAUGCGCACUGCUCACCCCAUCAGCAUGAGGAGGGAGCGUGCAGCAGCGGGGGCGGUGGUGUUUCUGGGAGGCUUCCUCUACCUCUUUUGGCGCAUGGGCAUCUCCUUCCCCAUGCCCACUCCCGAUAAAGGUCUUUUCACAGUGGCGCAGAUGGUGAGUCGAGUGGGGGUGAUAGGCGUGACACUCUUGGCUGUGCUGUCAGGCUACGGGGCGGUCAACCUGCCUUACACCUACCUCUCGCUCUUCAUCAGAGAGAUUGACGAGGCGGAGAUAGGCUCAUUGGAGCGGCGGCUGAGGCACGGCAUGGAGAUGCUGGUGGGGAAGAAGAAGUGCGCCUUGCUCAUGUGCAUGCACCUCGACCGCACCCACCCGCACCUCUACCGCACCCACCCGCACCUCAUGCAGGAGCUGCAAGGGGGCACACGGGGUGCGUCAGUGCUGCGACGAUUCGUGGGUCUGCUGAUGCGCGCCCCCAGGGAGGAGGAGAGGGACGAAGAGACCAUGCGGCUGAAGGGCUACCCGCCGCUGCUGCUAGAGCUGCAUGCCACGGAGGCAGAGAUCAAGGCCCUUGAAGCGCUCACCCGCUCGCUCUUCCUCAACAUCUGCACCCUUAGGGAGGAGAAGGCAGCCAUGGCGUAUUCACGCACGUGGAAGGGACAUGUGAAGAACAUCUUCGGCUACAUCGGCUCUGCUUACUGUAUUGCCAAGAUGUACACGUCCACGCGGACAAUCAUCACCAAGGAGAUGGGCAUGGGCGACCCUCUGACGAGAGCGCUGGGCUUCAUUCUCAAGUUCUUCCACAUCAGCCUCAACGUGCUGCUCGUAUCGCAGUACGUCUCGCUGGUGUUCAUAGGCAUCCUCAUCACCGUCUCCAUUAGAGGCUUCCUCACUAACCUCACCAAGUUCCUCUCAGCAGUGUCAGGGGGCGCCAGUGGAGCCUCAAGCAACGCGGUGCUCUUCCUGGCGGAGAUCAUGGGCACCUACUUCGUCUCCUCCAUCCUCCUUAUAAGAAACAGCCUCGCGCUGCAAUACAGGCUGUUGAUCACGGAGGUACUGGGAGGCGACAUACAGUUCAACUUUUUCUACAGGUGGUUCGAUGCCAUCUUUGUUGCCAGCUCUGUCAUCACCAUUGUGGUCUUUGCUGCUCAGCACACCUCAAAGCGAACAGACAAGCACCCCAUUGAUUAA
Molecule: messenger RNA, 1536 nt
Organism: Closterium sp. Naga37s-1
Lineage: Eukaryota; Viridiplantae; Streptophyta; Zygnematophyceae; Desmidiales; Closteriaceae
Source: the annotation of a GenBank genome assembly